This is a messenger RNA of Colletotrichum lupini, 1392 nucleotides long. RefSeq names its product FAD dependent oxidoreductase. NCBI's taxonomy places the organism in Eukaryota, Fungi, Ascomycota, Sordariomycetes, Glomerellales, Glomerellaceae. Gene Ontology annotation, molecular function: monooxygenase activity; FAD binding. The transcript is spliced from 6 exons. Bases 1 to 1392 code for a protein of 463 amino acids. The record is from RefSeq and is a predicted model, not a curated record.
AUGGCACCCCUCAAAAUUCUCAUCGUAGGCGGCGGCAUCGCAGGCCUCUCCGCGGCCGUAGGCCUCCGCCGCGCCGGCCACGAGGUCCACGUCUACGAGCGGUCCGCGCUCAACAACGAGAUCGGCGCCGCGAUCCACGUGUGUCCCAACGCCGCGCGCGCGCUCCUCGCCUGGGGCCUCGAUCCCGUGAAAGCCAAGUUCGUCCUCGUCAAGUGCAGUUUUCGCGCAAAGGGGGACACGCUCGAGAAGUUCCACGUCGGCACGGAGGAUUAUAUCGAGGAGCGGUACGGCGCGCCGUGGUACUUUGCGCACCGCGUCGAUUUGCACGAGGAGCUGAAGAGGUUGGCGACGGAGCCUGAGGGUCAUGUCAAUGGCAAUGGCGUUGAGGAGGCAAAUAGGACCGAGACGAAUGGUGUCAAUGGACAUGAGAAGUCGAGGGCUGGGUUAGGGCGGCCUGCGACUAUCCAUUUAAAGAGCGAGAUUGUGGCAUAUGAUCCCGAGGGAGCUUCGAUAACACUGGCUUCCGGCGAGAAAGUCACAGGCGACGUGGUGAUUGCGGCAGAUGGCGUCCACACCAUUGGAGUCGAGGCGAUCCUCGGCCGCUCUAACCCCGCGGUGCCUCAAGGGCACUACAACUUUUGCUUCCGUUUCCUCAUACCAGCUGCCGAUGUCGAGGCGGACCCGGUCACGCGCUUCUGGAACGAGGGCGACGAUGGGCGGAUGAAGUUCCUGGUUGGAGACAAGAAGCGUCUAGUCUCGUACCCUUGUCGAAACAAUGAGAUCCACAACUUUGUGGCCAUCUUCAACAACGACGAUAUUGAGAGUACCAAAAAGGAGGACUGGCACGCCUCUGUAAGCAAAGAAAAGCUGCUAGAGAGAUACUCCGAAUUCCACCCAAGCGUCUUGGCCAUUCUUGACAAGGCUACUGAGGUGAAGCAAUGGGCACUCCUCUACAGAGCCCCAAUCCCUACAUGGACGAAGGGGAAGUUGACGCUGGCUGGCGAUGCCGCGCACCCCAUGCUACCACACCAGGGCCAAGGCGGUGCGCAAGGUAUCGAAGACGGCGUGGCUCUCGGCAUCGCGCUGGCCGGCGCCGAGGUCAAAGAUGUUGAGUCUCGUCUGCAAGUGUAUGAGAGCAUUCGGAGAAACCGCGCCAGCGUGAUGCAGGUUUUCAGUAACGCUGGUCAAGAGGAGCCCGAGUUGAUACGGGAAGAGGCGGCCAAGUUCAUUCCCGCGGACAAAGUGCCUAAAAACCCGGAAGAGUUCUUUGCGUAUAACUUUGGGUACGAUAUCAUCAGGGAUAGCGUCCAGCAGGUGCAAAAGGUCGAGCCGUCGUUUAGCCUGCCGCCUAUGUUUUUCCAGAAUGAGCCAGGUAAAGGCGUCUAUCCCUGA